This is a messenger RNA of Plodia interpunctella (Indianmeal moth), 12948 nucleotides long. RefSeq names its product Nipped-A (gene Nipped-A). Gene Ontology annotation, cellular component: SAGA complex; nucleus; NuA4 histone acetyltransferase complex. NCBI's taxonomy places the organism in Eukaryota, Metazoa, Arthropoda, Insecta, Lepidoptera, Pyralidae. The transcript is spliced from 48 exons. Bases 296 to 11851 code for a protein of 3851 amino acids. The record is from RefSeq and is a predicted model, not a curated record. Gene Ontology annotation, biological process: regulation of DNA-templated transcription; DNA repair. Gene Ontology annotation, molecular function: protein binding.
CGUUCGUUGCCAUUGCCAAAGAGGCUAUUGCUAUGUUGAUUCUCAACUCAACUUUUCGUUUUCGGUUUUAUCUGCGAUUUCUAUUUAAUUAGUAUUGUUUGGAACUCUAAUUUUAAGGAAAACUUUAUUGUUUAAGAUAAAUUAGUUUAUAUUUUACGAACAAUGUCAAAAAAAUCUUGUAAUUUGUGAAAAUAAACAAUAGUGCGGCGGUCUCCAGAAGAUAAAAUACCAUGCCGAUGGAACUUUUUCAAUAAAAAAACCACGGUAACAAGCCUUAUUCUUCAGCUUUCUUGAUAUGAUGGCUUCUAUGUCAACCGGCGGUCCCGGGGACCCUCACACCCAGAUGAAUACAUAUCGCAGCUAUGUCACCAUGCUUGCGGACCCUGGGGCUAAGGACGAGAUCAAGUUGAAAGCGGCACAGGAACUAAGUGAAAAUUUCGAAGUUAUAUUAAGUUCACCACAAUACCCUCAAUUCCUUGACCAUUCCUUGAAAAUAUUCCUCAAAAUAUUGCAAGAUGGUGAACCUCAUUUCAUAGCAGAGUACAAUAUACAGCAAGUGAGGAAAUUGAUUCUUGAAAUGAUUCACCGUCUGCCUAUUAAUGACUCCUUAAAGAAAUAUAUCAAGGAUAUAUUGAUUCUGAUGCUCAAGUUGAUGGAAAUAGAGAAUGAGGAGAAUGUGCUGGUGUGCUUGAAGAUAUUUAUGGAAAUCCAUAAACAGAAUAGACCGGCUUAUAACACAGAAGUUGAUAUUCAUAAGUUUCUGCAUUGGGUCAAAGGCAUUUACUCAGAUUUGCCAAAUCAUCUGCCAAAAAUAUUUGAACCUAAACCUACAAUUAGGGUUAAAGAUCUAUCUGAGGUGAACAUAGAACAACUUCUCCAGGAAACAUAUACUACCACUCCUAUUCAUACUGAAAAGAAGCUUCUAGACGGUAGUGUGGUGACAUACAAUCUGAUACCUAGAUCUGUGCUAUCAUUGAAAGUGAUACAGGAGCUACCAAUCAUUGUGGUAUUCAUGUAUCAACUGUACAAACAAAACGUACACCAGGAGGUCAGCAAUUUCAUACCACUCAUUAUGGAGACCAUCACAUUGCAGCCAGCAGCAACACACAGGCAAUCUGCAUCUUUCAAUAAAGAAGUAUUUGUGGACUUCAUGGGUGCACAAAUAAAAACGUUAGCGUUCUUGGCAUACAUCAUAAGGAUAUACCAAGAGACAAUUGCCAAUCACGCCAAUCUGAUGGUCAAAGGCAUAAUCGGGUUAUUGACUUUAUGCCCUCCUGAGGUGGCGCAUUUAAGAAAAGAGCUGAUAAUUGCUACUAGACACAUCUUAGCUACUGAUUUACGAAUAAAAUUCGUUCCCUACAUGGAGCGAUUGUUCGACGAAGACGUUCUCCUCGGCGGCGGGUGGACAGUCCACGAAAACUUUCGUCCCCUCGCAUACUCCACGUUGGCGGACUUGGUUCAUCAUGUUAGACAACAUCUGCCCCUCACAGACCUCGCUAUAGCCGCGCAUUUGUUCUCUAAGAAUGUGCAUGAUGAAUCACUGCCAACGAGCAUCCAAACAAUGUCCUGCAAGCUGUUGCUUAACCUCGUGGACUGCAUCCGCCAACGUUCAGAAAUCGAAGGAGCGGCGAGCACAUCUGCGGGUGCGCAGCCACAGGGCCGUCAACUACUAAUGAGGAUAUUAGAAGUCUUCGUUCUCAAAUUCAAGACCAUAUCAAAACUGCAACUACCAGCGCUUAUGGCGAAAUGUAAACAAACAACUCCACCCACGAAUGGCACAAAUGGGACAGCUCCGGGUACCCCCACAACCCCUGUUCCUCAACCGAGCACAUCAACUGCUGAAGUCAAAGUGGAAGAAGAGAAGUUCCAGCCAGAUUUCCUGGACAGCACAAGCAAAGCCGAGGAGAAGUCCAAGAUAGGCUUCCCAGCGUCACAGAUGAGCAACCUCAAUGUGGGAGACUAUAGGACACUGGUCAAAACGCUGGUGUGCGGCGUGAAGACGAUCACGUGGGGCUGCGCUCAUUGUAAAACAACAAACGCGGAAGGCGCGACAACAACGACCCAGAAACAGUUCAGUGCCCGAGAGACCCUGGUGUUCAUCAGACUCGUCCGCUGGGGGCUGCAGUCGCUGGACAUCUACACGCUGGCCGCGCCCCGCGCGCCCGCCAUGCCCCCCGCCAUGCCCCAUGUGCGCUCCAAGGAGGAGAAAGAGGUGCUUGAACACUUCAGCGGAGUGUUUUCCAUGAUGAACUCUCAAACUUUCCAAGAGAUUUUCACGGCGACGAUUUCCCACAUGGUGGAAAGAAUCAACAAAAAUAUGACAUUACAAAUAAUUGCCAACACAUUUUUAUCGAACCCAGCAACAUCCCCAAUAUUCGCCACAGUUCUUGUUGAAUACCUCCUGAAGAGAAUGGAGGAAAUGGGAACUAACGUAGAGCGGUCUAAUUUGUACUUGAGAUUAUUUAAAUUAGUAUUCGGCUCAGUCAGUCUGUUCCCGACUGAGAAUGAACAAAUGCUGCGGCCGCAUUUACACAGCAUCGUUAACAAAGCCAUGGACUACGCCAUGACGGCUAAAGAACCGUACAACUAUUUCCUUUUACUGCGUGCCUUAUUCCGGUCUAUAGGCGGUGGCAGCCACGAUUUACUUUACCAGGAAUUCUUACCGCUACUACCCAACCUUUUAGAAGGAUUGAACAGACUUCAGAGCGGCCUUCACAAACAACAUAUGAAAGAUUUGUUCGUCGAGUUGUGUUUGACUGUACCCGUAAGGCUGAGCAGUUUAUUACCUUAUUUACCUAUGUUGAUGGACCCUCUAGUCUCCGCUUUGAAUGGGUCCCACACGUUGAUUUCUCAAGGUUUGCGCACACUGGAGCUUUGCGUUGACAACUUGCAGCCUGAUUUUCUUUAUGAACACAUUCAGCCUGUUCGCGCGGACCUUAUGCAAGCGCUGUGGAGGACUUUACAUAAUAAUGAGGUUGCAAGGAUCGCGUUUAGAGUUUUGGGCAAGUUCGGCGGUGGCAAUCGCAAGAUGAUGAUAGAGCCGCAGCGCCUUGAUUAUCGCGAAACUGACGCGCCUCCGCCAGCUGUGCAGGCCUAUUUCCAAGAUCAACCAAAACCGAUUGACUUCGAAGUAGAUAAAGUAAUAGAUACCGCUUUCGCUGCGCUAAAGUCGAGCACCACUGACCCAUUCUACCGUCGCCAGUGCUGGGAAGUAUUACGGUGCUAUUUAUCAGCGUCUCUUAACCUGGAUGAUGACAAACAAACGCUUCAAAAACUCUUUAAUCACCCGAGUUUUCUAGAAGGCAAGAUACAAACACAGAACGGACCUUACUAUAAAUGUUCCAAUACCAUCGUGAGAAACACUCAACGAACAGCUUUGACAGGCAUGUUUGUCGCCGCCGCCAUCAAGGAUUUGCGUAAUGACGUUCUGCAUACAAUGGUUACCCUCGUGCGACAUUACACUAUGGUGGCUAUAGCUCAAGAAGCAGGACCGUUUGCAGGCACAGGUGGUCCUAAAGAAGGUUUAGAUGCUUUAGUCCUCGUCGAUGCCAUAGCAGUUGUGAUGGGACACGAAGAGAAAGAACUGUCCAAGCCUGGUCAUUUGGCUUUAGUUUUGAUGAUUGAGACUGCGACGACUGUCCUAGGGAGCAAAGAGCGAGCGUGUCGUCUGCCGCUAAUGGAAUACUUGGCUGAGCGUAUGUCUGCGUUGUGUUACGAGCGAGCGUGGUACGCGAAACUCGGCGGUUGUAUGAGCGUCAAGUUUAUGUUCGAGAAAAUGACGCCAGAAUGGGUGUACAAGCACGUGUUUACGUUUUUGAAAGCUUUGCUGUUUGUAAUGAUGGAUUUGACUGGGGAAGUGUCUUCGGGGGCUAUAGAUAUGGCUAUAAUAAACUUGGAGAGGCUCGUGCGAGUGUGUGUGUCGGGUCCUGGAGGAGUGGCGGUGGAAGUUGAGGGCGAGGUAGCGGCCGCCAAGGCGAGAGCGCUUCACGAUGUGCUUCAAGAACUUGUGUUGCAAGUCACUAGUCCACAUCUGCUUGUAAGACAACAGGCCAUGAAAUCAUUAGAACUGAUAGCAGAGUUGCAGGGCAAGACAGUGACAGAUGUAAUGGAUCCACACAGGGAAGUCCUAGCAGACAUCAUACCUCCGAAGAAACAUUUGUUACGUCACCAACCCGCCAACGCACAAAUGGGACUCAUGGACGGGACUACCUUCUGUACUACUUUGAAACCAAGGCUAUUUACCAUAGAUCUGAGUAUAACGGAGCAUAAAAUAUUUUUCCGCGAGUUGCUAUCACUGUGCGAAGCUGAAGACGCCAUGCUAGGGAAGUUCCCCUGCUAUAAAGGUGUCAACUUAGUUCCGCUUCGCGCAUCUGCCUUGAAAGCCCUCGCCGCCUGCCAUUAUAUACAGGAUAAACACUGCCGAGAGAAGAUAUUCCAAGUUUUAUAUAAAUCCCUUGAGAAAAAUGACCAGGAGUUGCAACAGGCUGGUUUCGAAUGCAUGCAAAAAUUCCUGUCUGGUUUCCAAAUCGACAUGGAGAUGGUGCACCCUGUGAUGAGACCGUUGCUUCUAACUCUCGGCGAUCAUCGCAAUCUCAGCGUGAACGGCGCCAAGCGACUCUCGUACUUAACGCAGCUGUUCCCGUCCACGUUCAGCGAAAAGUUGUGUGAACAGUUGCUGCAGCUGUUGAAGAAACUGUUGGACUAUUCGAUUCAAACUGAUAGAGGUGGUAAUUUCCUCCAAAGCGUGUCAAAGAACAUGGAGAACGAGCAGAAGAUCAUAAUCCUCAUCGGCAUCUUCCACCAGAUCCCGGCCGCGUCUCCCCGCUUCAUCGAUGUGCUGUGCCGGCUGAUAUUCCACACGGAGAAGUCGCUCAUGAUCGAAGCCGGAUCGCCGUUUAGAGAACCCCUCGUCAAGUUCUUAUUGAGGUAUCCAAAAGAAACCCUAGACUUGGUGCUAAGCGACAACAACAUCAAAGACCAGCAAUGGAGUCGAUUCCUCGUGUUCCUAAUUAAGCACGCAGACGCUGGCGCCGCCUACCGUGAGGCAUUGCAGACUUCUAAGAAACCUCGUCUGAUGCAGCUUUUAGCAGCUAAUUCUAACACUGCUGUAGCCGCUUUACCUGCUGCAGAUAAAGCGGAGAUGCAAUUCCAGGCAAUAAGAGUCAUAUCGCUGCUGAUAAAAUUCGAUGACCAGUGGCUGUCGACGCAACACGACUUGAUUGAACUGCUCAAGCGGAUUUGGUGCAGUGAUCAAUAUCAUGAAGUACAUAAGAAAGUAGAGAAUGUGGACUGCACCCACUGGAAAGAACCUAAACUGAUUGUGAAGAUUCUGUUGCAUUAUUUCUGUCACCACCCGACCAACAUAGAUUUAUUGUUUCAAUUGCUGCGAGCAUUGUGUGACCGGUUCAUACCGGACUUCCAGUUUCUCCGCGACUUCCUCGAGCACACCGUGGCACAGAACUACACAGUGGAAUGGAAACGCUCGGCGUUCUUCCGCUUCGUGGAGCACUUCGCAAGCGACGCCAUGUCACAGGAGCUCAAAGCCAAAGUGCUCCAAAUGAUUCUCAUCCCAUGCUUCGCGGCCAGCUUCGAGAAGGGCCAGAAGAUUGUGGGCGGCCCUCCGGCGCCCUAUCAGGACAACCCGGAGAAUGUCGUCUCUGUGUUCAUCAAUAAUGUGAUUGACCCUGAGAAUCCGUUCGCGUGUUCGGAUGCAGUGCGCAUAUCACUGCUGCAGUUCGCGUGCUUACUGCUGGAACAGGCGUCCGCGCAUAUCCACGAUGCGAACAACAAGAAGCAGGGCAACAAACUCCGCAGGUUGAUGACCUUCGCCUGGCCUUGUCUGCUUGGGAAGAACUAUGUUGAUCCUGCGACCAGGUAUCACGGCCACCUACUUCUAAGUCACAUCAUAGCUAAGUUCGCUAUCCACAAGAGGAUUGUGCUCCAAGUGUUCCAUAGCCUACUAAAGGCCCACGCGGUAGAAGCCCGGCAAGUGGUGCGGCAAGCGCUGGAGAUCCUCACCCCGGCGAUGCCGCAGCGGAUGGAGGACGGGAACACGAUGCUCACGCACUGGACCAAGAAAAUCAUAGUGGAGGACGGACACUCGGUGCAGCAGCUCUUCCAUAUACUGCAGCUCGUCGUUAGACAUUACAAGGUUUAUUAUCCAGUGCGACACGCCCUCGUGGGCCACAUGGUAGCCGCCAUGCAUCGGCUCGGGUUCUCUGUGACGGCGUCGCUGGAGCACCGCCGGCUGGCUGUGGACCUCGCGGAGGUGGCUCUCAAGUGGGAGCUGCAGAGGAUCCGCGACCACUGUCCUGAUAUGGCGGUGGCUACGUCGCCAAGCGGCUCCACCAAGCGGAUAUCCGAGGACAGCGGGAGCAGCAGCGGGGAGCGUAAGGCGCUUAAUACAGGCUGGGCCAGUCCCCAGGCGUCCAGUUCUCGCCUGGAGCCAGACGCGGCCAAGCCGUUGGACAGACAGCACGUGGACGUGGUGGUCAACCUGCUGCUGCGCCUCGCCUGCCAGGUACAGGUGAACGAGGGCGGCGUGGGCGGCGGCGGCGGCGGCGGCGGCGGAGGCGGCGGCGGGUCGCCGGGCGAGCUGCUGUCCAAGCGCUGCGUGCUGCUGCUGCGCGCCGCGCUCAAGCCCGACGUGUGGCCGCAGCACUGCGAGCCCAAGCUGGCGUGGCUGGACAAGGUGUUUUCGUCAGCGGAUUCGAACGCGGCGGCGUGCGCGAACGCCUGCACUGCGCUGGAGUUAUUAUUCUUCUUACUCGGAGUGUUGAGGAGGGAACAGAUACUUGCGGCGUUGAAACCUCUGCAAAGAGGGCUGGCCGCAUGUGUAUCGUCGACCAAUCCGAAGAUCGUGCGUCUCACGCAUAAUCUAUUGGCGAAGUUGACAGCCCUAUUCCCUACGGAACCUUCGGGCGCAGCGCAGAGUUCGAAAUUUGAAGAACUAGAGACCCUGUAUGCUUGCGUCAGCAAAUACGCGUUCGAAGGCCUCGCUACAUACGAGAAGUCGGCCGCGGGCGGGGGCGGGGCAUCGGCCUUAUUAGGGCCCCUUAUGAUGCUCAAGGCCUGCUGCUCUUCCAAUCCUGCUUAUAUUGACAGACUACUGCAACCACUCAUGAGAGUUCUACAAAGAAUGGCAAGAGACCAUAUCGCGCCGAACCCUGAAGCGGCGCUUUCUGAACUAUUGAUAUUAGCACUGGACUUGUUGAAAGCGCGUGUUUCGGUAAUGCCAGUUGAAACACGCAAAGUCUUCAUUGGAAAUGUUUUGGUUGGACUCAUCGAGAAGACGAACGAUGCCAAGGUGUUGAAAGAAAUCAUCCGCAUGAUAGAAGGCUGGGUGAAGGCGCGUGGGGCGGCCGCCGCGGCGCCGUCGCUGCGGGAGAAAUCCAUACUACUGGCCAAGUUGAUGCAGUACGUCGAGAAACGGUUCCCGGACGACUUGGAACUCAACGCGCAGUUCCUUGACAUCAUCAACUAUGUCUACAGGGACGACCAGCUAAAAAUGACAGAGCUAUCAAUGAAACUGGAGCCGGCAUUCCUGGCGGGUCUGCGUUGUCAACAGCCGCACAUUCGCGCCAAAUUCUUCGAGGUGUACGACCAAAGCGUGCGCCGGCGGAUAUUCGAUCGAUUGCUUUAUAUCAUCUGCUCACAGAACUGGGAUCAUAUCGGACAACAUUUCUGGAUCAAACAGUGCUUGGAGUUAUUGCUUGUUACAUGCGUGUCGAGUACCCAAAUCAGACUAUCAAAUUCCAAAUACCUACUUCCAAACAUAGGAGCGGUGAUCAACUGGGCGGACAGCGAAGAGCGCAAAUCUUUCGCCAUUUACAGCUCCGUGAAGGAAGAGUCGUCUGAUGGGUUUAAUAUCUCAAUCGACUCUGAGAAGGAAGACGUACUCGAUAUGGACCUCGAUUCUAGCUCCAAUCAGAAGGAGGAUCUUACUAAGACCGUGAAAAAUAGACAAGGUCUGCUGAACCAAAUGGUGCUGAAGCAAUGGGAGUUCCUGGAGCAGGCGCGACGGACGAGGACGGAGCAGCUGGUGACGGCGGCCGCCCAGCUCUGCCACAUGGACGACAGCCUCGCGCACCACUCCUGGCUGAGGCUCUUCCCCAAGCUGUGGGCCGCGCUCGACGACCGCCAGCUGGGGACGGUGAUGAACGAGAUGGUGCCGUUCAUAAUCUCGGGCGUGCACGUGAACCAGCGCGACCAGCCGCUGAGCGCGCUUCACACUUUCAUUGAAGCGCUUGCGAGGUGCAACCCGCCCAUUAGCAUCAAACCGCCUAUGAUGAAAUACCUGGGCAAAACCCACAACUUAUGGCACCGGAUGACGCUCAACCUGGAGCAAAUGGCCAUCGAUCAAGCGAGUGGCCGCGCUCUCAGGGAAGCCCCGGAGAUAUACGAUUACGAUGUCGAGAGUACCACACCAACGGAAAUACUAGACUCGCUUAGUGAUAUGUAUGAGCUGCUACAAGAAGAGGAUAUGUGGUCCGGACUGUGGCAGAAACACGCCCGCUACCGCGAGACCAACGUCGCAAUCGCCUACGAACAGCAAGGUUUCUUCGAGCAGGCGCAGGCUGCCUACGACGUCGCUAUGGCUAAACUAAAGCAGGACUACGCGGCGAAUCCCACUUACAACAUGCACAAAGAAUGCACACUGUGGUCUCAACACUGGCUCAAGUGUGCCAAGGAGUUGAACCAGUGGGAUUCCCUUCUCGAGCUAGGGCUGAACAGGAGUGCUCGGGACCCGUUCCUGAUUCUGGAGAGCUCGUGGCGCAACCCUAACUGGCCGACCAUGAAGGAGGCGCUGGCCGAAGUGGAGUACAACUCUCCUAAGGAGCUAGCAUGGCUGGUGAAUCUAUACCGCGGCUAUCUCUGCAUCUGCGCGGGCGGCGAACAACAGAUCAACGGCGUGGAGCGUCACGCAGAAGCCGCCGCGGCGCAGUGUCUGCGAGAGUGGCGGCGCUUGCCGAGACUAGUGUCGCACGCGCAUCUGCCGCUGCUGAGAGCCGCGCAACAACUCAUGGAGCUGAGUGAAGCUGCACAGAUACACACUGGCCUCCUCCACAGUCGGCCGACGUCGCUCCACGACAUGAAGGCGAUAGUGAAGACGUGGCGCAACCGACUGCCCGUGGUCUGCGACCCGCUGUCGCACUGGGGCGCCAUCUUCACGUGGCGCCAGCACCACUACCAGUUCAUCGCCUCGCACUACGACAACCAGACUGAACACGCCUCGCACCCCAGCAUGCUCGGCGUGCACGCUAGUGCGCAGGCGAUUAUACACUUUGCGAAAAUCGCACGAAAACACAACUUAUCAGGCGUGUGCCUUGACUCCCUUCACCGAAUCUACACUAUACCGAGCGUUCCCAUCGUGGACUGCUUCCAAAAGAUCAGACAGCAGGUCAAAUGCCAUAUCCAAAUGUCCUGGACCGAGGGGAAGGAUGAGUUACAAGAGGGCUUAGACAUGAUAGAAUCAACAAACUUCAAGUAUUUCACAAAGGAGAUGACUGCAGAAUUCUACGCGUUCAAAGGGCUUUUGUUAGCCCAAUUAGGACGUUCAGAAGAUGCAAAUAAGGCGUUCGCUGCGGCUGUUCAGUUGCACGACACACUGGUGAAGGCCUGGGCCCUUUGGGGAGACUACUUGGAGCAGAUUUUCAUAAGAGACCCUAGGCAGAUAAAUGUGGGAGUGUCGGCUAUGACGUGCUUCCUGCACGCGUGCCGCCAUCAGAAUGAGUCCAAGUCGAGGAAGUAUUGCGCUAAGGUGCUAUGGAUGCUGAGUUUCGACGAUGAAAAGAGCAGCCUAGCAGAAUCGUUGGACAAGUAUUCUGUAGGAGUACCACCAGUGCAAUGGUUGCCCUGGAUCCCGCAGCUGUUGGCUUGUCUGGUGCAGUACGACGGCAAUGUCAUACUCAAUCUUUUGAGCCACGUUGGCAGACUAUUCCCACAAGCAGUAUACUUCCCCAUCAGGACGUUGUAUUUGACGCUGAAGAUCGAACAGCGCGAGAGACAUAAGACCGCUGAGAACAUCGCGGCGCACAUACCACAGCCAACUACUUCCGCGACUGGCACAAAGUUGCCGGAGAGCACAUCAUCCAGCUCCUCGAGCGCAGAGACGGGGCCCAUCAAGGCGACGCUGCCCAUGUGUCGCUGCUCCAAGAUCAUGCAGCUGCAGCGGGAGAUACACCCCACCGUCUUGUCCUCGCUCGAGGGCAUCGUGGAUCAGAUGGUAUGGUUCCGCGAGAACUGGUACGAGGAGGUGCUGCGCCAGCUGCGCGCGGGGCUGGCCAAGUGCCACGUGGUGGCCUUCCACCACCAGGCCGCCGUCGCCGACGCCACCGUCACGCCGCACACGCUCAACUUCAUCAAGAAGGUCGUCUCCACGUUCGGCAUCGGCAUCGGGAUCAAAAGUGUUUCAAGUAGUGUAAGUGGUGCCUUAUCUUCAGCUGGAUCGGAGAGCCUGGCGAGGCGCGCGCAGGCCACCGUGCAGGACCCCGUGUUCCAGAAGAUGAAGACUCAGUUCAUCGCAGACUUCGACUUCAAGCAACCCAACGCGAUGAAACUGCAAAACCUUAUUCAGAAACUACGGAAAUGGGUCAAGAUUUUGGAGGCCAAAACUAAGGUUCUGCCCAAAUCAUUCCUAAUCGAGGAGAAAUGCAGAUUCCUAUCCAACUUUAGCUUGAAAACGGCCGAAGUGGAGCUGCCCGGGGAGUUUCUCCUCCCGAAACACACGCACUACCACGUCCGUAUCGCGCGCUUCAUGCCGCGAGUUGAGAUUGUCCAGAAACAUAACACAUCUGCGCGUAGGCUCUACAUACGAGGACACAACGGGAAGAUCUACCCGUAUCUAGUGGUCAACGACUCGGGGCUCGGCGAGGCGAGGCGGGAGGAGCGCGUGUUGCAGCUGCUGAGGAUGCUCAACCAUUACUUGGGGAAGCAGAAGGAGACCUCACGCAGAUUCCUGCACUUCACCGUACCUCGCGUCGUCUCCGUGUCCCCGCAGAUGCGGCUUGUUGAAGACAAUCCUAGUUCUAUAUCGCUUUUGGAUAUUUAUCGGACUGAGUGCGCUAAUCGGGGUGUGGAGUACGACGCGCCCGUGGCGCGCUACUACGAGCGCCUGGCGGCCGUGCAGGCGCGCGGCACGCAGGCCUCGCAUCAAGUGCUGCGCGACAUCUUGAGAGAGGUACAAGCGACAAUGGUGCCGAAGGGCAUGGUGCGCGAAUGGGCUGCGGCCACCUUCGCGGCCCCCACCGACUACUGGACUUUCCGCAAGAUGCUUACCCUACAACUAUCUCUAGCAAGCUUCGCGGAAUACGUCCUCCAUCUCACCAGACUCAACCCAGAUAUGAUGUACGUGCAUCAAGACUCCGGCCUACUGAAUGUCUCUUACUUCAAGUUCGAUGUAGAUGACACCACAGGUGAGCUGGACGGCAACCGUCCGGUACCGUUCCGGCUGACGCCGAAUAUCUCGGAGCUGCUGACCACCAUCGGUAUCACCGGUCCGCUUACCGCAUCCGCCAUCGCGGUCGCCCGCUGUCUUGUUACACCCAACUUUAAGAUUCAAUCAAUACUCCGCACCAUACUACGCGACGAAAUGGUCACCGGUUACAGGAAGCGUUUGGAGGACAAAUCGGGAAUACCCACAGCAGGCACGUCUUCUGAAUCCAAACCAAUGGAAAUUGACAACGAAACUGUAGUCAAUAUGGUCAACAAAGCUGUCACCGUGAUUAUGAAUAGACUUAAUUCCUUAGCUCUCUUUGACGGCCCUGACAGCAAAGUGGCAACCCUAGUUACGGCCGCCAAUAACCACGACAACCUCUGUCGAAUGGACCCUGCGUGGCACCCUUGGUUGUAAAUAACUAAGUUUUUGACAUUUCAUCAUAAUAUCUCUAUAUUAUAACAACAAGAAUAACAACUAAAAUGUCUAUCUAAACAUUUUACUUGUUAUAUGCAUGAGACAUGACAUGAGAAUCUCCAAGACUCAAUAAGUUACGUCAUUUAAGACGAUGAAGAAAUAGAUAACACAUAGAGAAAUUAUUGAACCAGACGUUGAUUUGCCUUAUGUAGAUUAUUAAAAUAUCUAGUUAUGGAAUGCGGCUGAUAUGUAAAAAAUUAAACGCAGACGCCAAGUUAUGCAGCAAAUUAGAAUUGAAUACUAAAUUCAAGAGGAUUGAUAAUAUUGUCAACCAAAAGACCCAAGGUUAAGAGACCUAACCACAGGACCUAGCAUUAAACUAUUUUCAAUGUAUGAUGCGUUAUAUGACACUAGCACGAUAUCCCCGUACCAUUACGGGGAAUAAUACCAUUAUUAUAAAAGAACGACAUACGCACUUAUGUAUGUCUUGACGAUUGUCACUCAACAUAGCUUACAUUGUUGAUAGCAUAGUGCCAAUCAGUGACAGUUAAAAUUGUAACAAUCUUGUAGCAAAUUGGCGAAAUUUGUUACAUUUCAGCCAAUUGCAGAGCUCAUGGGUAUAAAGUUAAUGCAUAUUUUAUUACCCAUACCCGUUAUUAGUUCCAAGUCAUAACAAGGAAUUUCUAUUUGCCAUCCAAUUAUAUUUACCAGAGUAGUCGUCCUGGAACAUAUUUAUAGUCUGACAGUUUUUGUCUACAUAAUUACUUAAUAUAAUUGACUUGAAGAGAAAUAUGGACAGCAGUACUUUACGCAGUACAAAGUACAGGUAAUAGAAAUGAUUUAUUCACCAUUAUACUAUGAACGACGUAGUAAUGCUAUAACAGAAGAGAAAACUGGUGCAUUUGUCAAAAUGUCUAUUUCAAUUGCCAAUUUAACUAACAUUUGUUGAACUUUUUAAUUUAGAACUAUGUACCUUAGUGUAUUAAUUAGUUUAAGUAAAAAUUUAUAAACAUGAACAGACUGAGUGAGCGAUGUUAACAGAUGCAGAAUUCUGAUCUCUCGAAUAAGUUUUGAAAUAAUAAAGUUAGUACAUAUGA